AUGGGCGUUCCCAUGAUCCUCUCCCUCUCCGCGCUGAUCUGUCUCUCCUUCGUUAUGAUUGGUGGAGAAUGCCAGACAAACAUUACGCGCAACAACCCCCUGACCCCUCACUUGCCCGGUCUCCAUGACAGCAACACCUCCUCCCCAAAUGCCCUCGCUCCUCCACCUCGGCCCGUCCCUCGCUCCAACUCCUCCACCCGUGGCGGCGGGGGCUCGGCAGCGCCCCCUGGCUGUGUGCAGCCCACGACGGCGAAGCUGCUGUUCAAGUACGUCAACACGCUGCUCUCCUGCGUUAUCUUUGUGGUGGGCAUUGUGGGUAACUCCACGCUGCUGCGCAUCAUUUGUGAGAACAAAAGCAUGCGCACGGGCCCAAACGCCCUGAUCGCCAGCCUCGCACUGGGGGACCUACUCUACAUCAUCAUUGCCAUCCCCAUCCACAUCUAUAAGCUGAUAGCGAUGCGCUGGCCAUUCUCUGACAGUGUGUUGGGUCCCCUCUUGUGUAAGCUUGUUCCAUUUGUGCAGAAAGCCUCUGUGGGAAUCACUGUACUCAACCUUUGUGCCCUAAGUGUGGACAGGUACCGUGCGGUGGCGUCCAGGACCCGCGUGCGGAGCGUGGGUGUGCCAGUGCUGACGGCGCUGGAGAUUGUGUUUAUCUGGUGUGUGUCGGCCGUGCUGGCGGUCCCAGAGGCCAUGGGCUUCCGCAUGGUGGCCUUCUCUUACCGCAACACCUCCACACACGUCUGCAUGCUGCAGCCCACUACCCCCUUCCUCAGGUUCUACAGAGAUGUGAAGGACUGGUGGUUGUUUGGGUUUUAUUUCUGUGUGCCGCUGCUCUGUACGGCUGUCUUCUACUCACUGAUGACUGGACGGAUGCUGCACCAACGCAAGCAGCUCAAAUCAGCACUCAGCCAGCACCUUAAACAGAGGCGUGAGGUUGCGAAAGCGGUCUUUAGCCUGGUGGUGAUUUUUGCGCUGUGCUGGUUCCCCCUGCACCUCAGCCGCAUCCUCAAGAAGCUCAACUACAGCCCCCUGGACACACACCGCUGUGACCUGCUCAGUUUCCUCUUGGUGUUGGACUAUCUGAGUGUGAACCUGGCCACAGUAAACUCCUGCAUUAAUCCCAUCAUCCUCUACUUUGUCAGCAAGAAAUUUAAAAACUGCUUUAAGUCUUGUCUCUGCUGCUGGUGUCCCUCUGGUAGGACCCGUGUUCACUCCAGCCCUGAGAAACACAAAGCCCUCCUCACCUAA
Molecule: messenger RNA, 1248 nt
Organism: Clupea harengus (Atlantic herring)
Lineage: Eukaryota; Metazoa; Chordata; Actinopteri; Clupeiformes; Clupeidae
Product: endothelin receptor type B-like
Biological process (GO): vasoconstriction; regulation of blood pressure; developmental pigmentation
Cellular component (GO): plasma membrane
Molecular function (GO): endothelin receptor activity
Source: RefSeq, a predicted model, not a curated record